Sebastes umbrosus (honeycomb rockfish) is the source of this 2198-nucleotide messenger RNA. RefSeq names its product N-ethylmaleimide-sensitive factor attachment protein, beta b (gene napbb). Gene Ontology annotation, cellular component: vacuolar membrane; synaptobrevin 2-SNAP-25-syntaxin-1a complex; terminal bouton. Gene Ontology annotation, molecular function: syntaxin binding; soluble NSF attachment protein activity. NCBI's taxonomy places the organism in Eukaryota, Metazoa, Chordata, Actinopteri, Perciformes, Sebastidae. Gene Ontology annotation, biological process: SNARE complex disassembly; intracellular protein transport; regulation of synaptic vesicle priming. The transcript is spliced from 11 exons. The coding region runs from base 142 to 1032 and encodes 296 amino acids. The record is from RefSeq and is a predicted model, not a curated record.
CUCGGCUAAUCCACUAUAGCUUGUUACCCGCCUACGCUGAGUAAACCCGUCGACUGUAAUCCUCACUGUAAACAGCGGAAUCCUCUGCAGCUGUUCGUUUCUGCCCUCACUUCUAAGUUUGUAUCACAUAAAGCAAAGGAAAUGGACAACUCCGGGAAAGAGAAGGAAGCGAUUCAGCUGAUGGCCGACGCUGACAAGAAAGUCAAGUCCUCUGGCUCUUUUCUGGGAGGAAUGUUUGGAGGAGGACCUCAAAAAGUGGAAGAAGCAUGUGAGAUGUACUGUAGAGCAGCUAACAUGUUCAAGAUGGCCAAGAACUGGAGUGCUGCUGGAGGUGCGUUCUGCAAGGCUGCACGACUCCACAUGCAGCUGCAGAACAAACACGACUGUGCCACCAGUUUCAUCGAUGCAGGAAAUGCUUACAAGAAGUCUGACCCCAAUGAGGCAAUCAAGUGUUUAAAUGCCUCCAUCGAAAUAUACACAGACAUGGGAAGAUUCACCAUUGCAGCCAAACACCACAUCAAUAUCGCAGAGAUCUACGAGUCUGAACUAGUGGAUAUCGAAAAGGCUAUUGCACAUUAUGAACAAGCAGCAGACUACUACAAAGGGGAAGAAUCCAACAGCUCUGCCAACAAGUGUCUGCUGAAGGUGGGGGGCUACUGUGCUCAGUUGGAGCAGUACCAGAGGGCUAUCGAGAUCUACGAGCAGGUUGGAGCCAACACGAUGGACAACCCAUUGCUGAAAUACAGCGCCAAAGAAUAUUUCUUCAAAGCCUCCCUCUGUCAUUUCAUCGUCGACGAGCUCAACGCCAGGAUUGCUAUUGAAAAAUACGAGGAGAUGUUCCCGGCUUUCUCAGACUCCAGAGAAUGCAAACUGUUGAAGAAACUUCUCGAUGCUCAUGAGGAACAGAACUGCGAAGCUUUCACAGAGGCAGUAAAGGACUUCGACGCAAUCUCACGUCUGGACCAGUGGCACACAUCCCUCCUGCUGCGCAUCAAAAAGACCAUCCAGGGUGACGAAGGGGAUUUGAAAUGAAAGAAACCCAGGGGUUGGAAAUGCAGCACUGAGGGACAAAUCCAUCACGCAUGCAUUCACACACACACACACUCACACUCUUCACUCACCUCACCGUGUAUAGCAUUUGGAGAUGAGUGUCUGCUGAUGACUUUGAAUAUUCCACCGCUCACUGCUAUACUGUCAGAGUACUAUCUUUGCUUUCCUUACGAGCAUAUCUGAAUCUAGUCGGAAUGUAAAUCCUCUCGCCCUCACCUCUGUCUAGAGGAUUGCUGCAUACCUUUUCUGCUGGAAUCUGUCCUGCUGGGGGAUUUCAGAACGGUAUAUUGUAUUGAAACUGAUGUUAGUAUUGACAACGAGCACUGCAUGUUUUGUACAAUUAUCGUUUCCUAGUCAGACGCAGCGAGUUCUUUUUUUUUUUAAUCUGGUUUAUUAUAUAUUUAAACUGAUUAUUUAAAUGUUUCAGUUUGUUGUACAUAAGAUUAUCAUGGUGUGUAUGUAUUUCAAGAAUGUACCAUUAUAUUAAUUUUGUAUUUGUUGGAGCAGAAGGGAAGGGGUCAAAUCAAUGUCAUGAUUGUUCUCAAAGCUAAAGUCAUUACAGACACAAAAAGUGGAUUUCCAUUUUAUCAUCAACGGCGAGAGACUCUUCUUGAAGAAGGGUGAUGAUAUGCACCAAGUGUAGACUGUUAAACAUAUGUAUCUAAUCACAACUACUGAUUUUCUUUUCCCCCACACACCAGGAUAACUUAUUACUUUACGUUUUGUUGAUGUAAUAAUACUUUGAAUGUUUGAAUCUGUAAGCUGUGAUUUAUAGUUUGCCUGUGGAAUACGUAUUUCUGGAUGAAAAGCACUGACACGGAAACCUUUACUCACUUAUUUCCAGGGCAGUAAUCUUGGGGGUAAUGUGCAUCAUUAGUCACUCAUCUUGUGCCGUGUUGUGAUGUGAACUCAUCAUCUGAAGGUCUACUGCUGCAGUGCACCUUCCAAAUGGCCAGUCGCUAAGCAUGUCAUUGUGUAUAGAUUAGCGUUGUGUUACAUUCACUAGUGUGAGCCAGACCAAAGUUUUUACUAAAGGGUCUGUCGCCCUGCGUAUCCAGCUUCUUCCAGAUGGAAUGACAAUGGACCUUGGAUAUGAUCUGUAUGCUAGUGCGAAUGGACAAUAAUAAUAAAGAUAUUAUAAUCCCUGC